Messenger RNA from Coccidioides immitis RS, 1356 nucleotides. Its product is annotated as proteasome component. The transcript has 3 exons. NCBI's taxonomy places the organism in Eukaryota, Fungi, Ascomycota, Eurotiomycetes, Onygenales, Onygenaceae. The record is from RefSeq and is a predicted model, not a curated record. Gene Ontology annotation, cellular component: proteasome core complex. Gene Ontology annotation, molecular function: threonine-type endopeptidase activity. Bases 152 to 985 code for a protein of 277 amino acids.
CGUCCGUCCUCCAUCCGCUCAGCGUCCCUUUUGCUUUUUUUUGGCCUCUCACCGUCCUUUCAACUCGCCUUUUCAUACACAUCCUCACCACUCCGCCUUCAGCUCUUCUCGCGCCUUUCACCCUCGCAGGGCCAACGCCAGCCACAUCGCCAUGCCUGGGUUCGAUUUCUCCAAUUACAAUCGCAACGCAGCGCUUCAUGCAAAGGGAGUCCCGCUGCCCAAAGCCACAAGCACGGGUACGACGAUUGUUGGCUGCAUUUUUGAUGGAGGUGUCGUGAUUGCCGCAGACACCAGAGCUACCAGUGGUCCUAUUGUUGCAGACAAGAACUGUGAGAAACUCCACUACAUUACGCCAUCGAUAUGGUGUGCGGGAGCCGGUACCGCUGCAGAUACAGAGUUUACUACUGCUCUUAUCAGCUCUAAUCUCGAGCUUCAUGCCCUUUCGACCGGCCGGAAACCGCGCGUCAUAACCUGCAUGACCUUGCUUAAGCAACACCUGUUUCGUUACCAAGGCUACGUUGGCGCAUAUCUGGUUGUUGCUGGAGUAGACCCUACUGGCGUCGGCCUUUAUACAGUUCAUGCCCAUGGCUCUACCGAUAAGCUCCCCUACGUUACGAUGGGCUCGGGAUCCUUGGCUGCGAUGUCUGUUUUUGAAACUAUGUGGACGCCUAACUUGAACAAGGACCAAGCCAUAGCGCUUGCUUCAGAGGCUAUAAAGGCAGGAAUUUUCAACGAUCUUGGCUCUGGUAGUAACGUGGAUGUUUGCGUUAUCGAGCAAGACAAACCUACUCAGUUGCUAAGAAACUAUAUCCGACCUAACGAGCGGGGUCAGAAAGAGAGAACCUACCGAUUCACGAAGGGGACUACGGCCUGGUUAGACCAGAAGAUCAUCACAAAGGAGGAGAUAGGACGAUACGUCACGGUGCACGAACUCAGUGGAGAUGCCGAUGCAGUGGUCGUGGAGAAGAUGGAUGUCGAUUCUUGAUUUGUGCCUUCCAUAGAUCCCCCUCCCUAAGGAGUAAUGAGACUUUACCGUAUGAUUCUACAGCGACCGUUUUUGCUAUCUUCCGUGUUUCCCACCUAACUCUGUGGCUCUCUUCCUUGAUGUAAAUGGAGAGGAUGAUGAAUGCGCGGAUAAGAGCAAUAGUAAAGGCGUGGAACUCGAUUGCCUUGGAGAUUUUAGCACGGCAAUGGCCAUCUUCCGCGCAAGUGGUUUGCGUAUUACUGGUGAGUUUCGUGUUGCGCUGGGUUCCACAGCGCUUCUAAGUAUCAACUGCUGAGAGUGACCCCUUUUCAUUAGCAUUCGAAACAGUCCGGACUCCUAAAAUAGGAAGAAAUUCAUUCACUCUAGUUCCA